Molecule: messenger RNA, 3741 nt
Organism: Chaetura pelagica (chimney swift)
Lineage: Eukaryota; Metazoa; Chordata; Aves; Apodiformes; Apodidae
Gene: MAP3K15
Product: mitogen-activated protein kinase kinase kinase 15
Exons: 29
Coding region: 10-3741 (1243 amino acids)
Biological process (GO): MAPK cascade; cellular response to stress; protein phosphorylation
Molecular function (GO): MAP kinase kinase kinase activity; ATP binding
Source: RefSeq, a predicted model, not a curated record
GUUGUGGACAUGAGUGAUAUUUCCAAGCAGCCAUCUCUGUUUUACCACCUUGGUGUGCGUGAAAGCUUUGACAUGGCUAACAAUGUCAUACUUUACCAUGACACUGAUGCUGACACUGCUCAGUCCCUCAAGGAUAUGGUAUCUCAGAAAAACACAGUUGCCAACUGCAAAGCUUUUCUCCCGGUUCAAGUACCUCCCGAAUAUCGCGGUGGUAAUCUGAGAGGCAAAGCUUCCAGUGGCAAUUAUUAUUUUAUUCCAUAUAUUGUCACACCUUGUGCUGACUACUUUUGCUGUGAAAGUGAUGCCCAGCGAAGAGCUUCUGAGUAUAUGCAACCCAGCUGGGAUAAUAUCCUGGGGCCACUUUGUGUCCCACUAGUGGAGAAGUUUAUCAGCCUUCUCAAGGAUGUUCAUGUUACAUCAUGUGCCUAUUAUAAAGAAACACUGCUAAAUGAUAUUAGAAAAGCAAGAGAGAAGUAUCAAGGAGAUGAACUGGCUAAGGAGCUGGCCAGGAUUAAGCUUCGGAUGGAUAAUACUGAAGUGCUGACUUCUGACAUUGUCAUAAACCUGCUUCUUUCCUACAGAGAUAUUCAGGACUAUGAUGCUAUGGUGAAGCUGGUAGAAACACUAGAAAUGCUUCCUACCUGUGAUCUGGCUGAUCAACACAACAUUAAAUUUCAUUAUGCUUUUGCAUUAAACCGAAGAAAUAAUGCAGGUGACAGAGAGAAGGCACUACAAGUUAUGCUUCAAGUCCUACAAACUUGUGAUCACCCUGCUCCAGAUAUGUUUUGCUUAUGUGGGAGGAUCUACAAAGAUAUGUUUCUUGAUUCUGACUGUAAAGACACCAAUAGCCGAGAUCAUGCCAUUGAAUGGUAUCGCAAAGGGUUUGAACUCCAGUCAACUCUGUAUUCUGGAAUUAACCUUGCAGUUUUGCUGCUUGUUGCAGGACAACAAUUUGAAAGCUCAAUGGAACUAAGAAAAAUAGGUGUACGGUUAAACAGUUUAUUGGGAAGAAAAGGAAGCCUGGAAAAAAUGAACAGUUACUGGGAUGUGGGACAGUUCUUCAGUGUGAGCAUGCUGGCUAAUGAUGUUGGUAAAGCAGUACAAGCAGCAGAGAAACUUUUUAAGCUGAAACCUCCAGUAUGGUAUCUGAAAUCAUUAGUUCAGAAUCUGAUGUUAAUUCAGCGUUUCAAGAAACUCACCAUAGAACAUUCUCCUAGACAAGAAAGAUUGACUUUCUGGCUAGAUAUAAUUUUUGAGGCAACAAAAGAGAAAACUAAUGGACUGCGAUUUCCAGUUUUGGUGAUAGAACCAACUAAAGUCUACCAGCCUGCUUAUGUUUCAAUCAACAAUGAAGCAGAUGAGAGAUCUCUCUCUUUGUGGCAUGUGUCUCCUGCUGAAAUGAAACAGAUUCAUGAAUGGAAUUUUACAGCUUCUUCCAUUAGGGGAAUAAGCAUUUCCAAAUUUGAUGAACGAUGUUGUUUUCUUUAUGUCCAUGACAACUCUGAUGACUUUCAGAUCUACUUUUCUACAGAAAACCAAUGCAGUAGAUUCUGUGCGUUGGUGAAAGAAAUUUUGUCUGAUGCAGUUGGCAGUACUUUGGAACUAGAAGGAGAAAUAGAUGGAGACACACUGGAGUAUGAAUAUGAUUAUGAUGAGAAUGGUGACAGGGUAGUUCUAGGGAAAGGUACUUACGGAAUAGUUUAUGCUGGAAGAGACCUUAGUAAUCAGGUCCGAAUAGCCAUCAAAGAAAUACCUGAAAGAGACAGCAGGUAUUCUCAACCUCUUCAUGAAGAGAUAGCGCUGCAUAAAUAUUUAAAGCAUCGGAACAUUGUCCAGUAUCUUGGAUCUGUUUCAGAAGAUGGAUACAUUAAGAUUUUUAUGGAGCAAGUGCCAGGAGGCAGCCUCUCAGCUCUCCUAAGAUCUAAGUGGGGCCCGAUGAAAGAACCUACAAUUAAAUUUUACACCAAGCAGAUUCUGGAAGGCCUUAAGUAUCUCCACGAGAACCAGAUUGUACACAGAGAUAUAAAGGGGGAUAAUGUUUUGGUGAACACCUAUAGUGGUGUGGUAAAGAUAUCUGAUUUUGGUACAUCCAAACGGCUGGCAGGAAUCAAUCCAUGCACUGAAACAUUUACAGGAACCUUGCAGUAUAUGGCUCCAGAAAUAAUUGAUAAAGGACCACGAGGUUAUGGGGCACCAGCUGACAUCUGGUCACUAGGUUGUACCAUUAUUGAAAUGGCAACAGGGAAACCCCCAUUUCAUGAACUAGGGGAGCCUCAAGCAGCAAUGUUUAAAGUUGGGAUGUUCAAGAUACAUCCUGAAAUUCCAGAAACACUUUCUGCUGAAACAAGGGCCUUUAUUUUGCUCUGUUUUGAACCUGAUCCUAGUAAACGUGUUACAGCAUCUCAUUUGCUCAGAGAUUCCUUCCUGAAACAAGUAAACAAGGGCAAGAAAAGCAGAAUUGCAUUCAAGCCUUCAGAUUGUACUCGUAAUGCAUCCCUCCCACUGCCAAUCCAUGGAGAACAGGCUGGCAGUAGCAGCAGUGAGCAUGGCUCCAUUUCACCAGACUCUGAUGUACAGCAUGACAUGUUUUUUGAAAGGCCAAAGAGAUCCAUUUCAGAAAUUCAGACGAAGCAUCCCAUUUCCCAUUUACUGAGCGUGCCCGAUGAGGGCUCGGCCUCAGAGGACAGGGGCACCUCUCCUUCCCUUGAGGAUAAGGAUUCCGGUCUGUUUCUGCUGCGGAAGGACAGCGAGCGCCGAGCAAUCCUAUACAAAAUCCUUAAGGAAGAACAGGAUAAAGUUGCUUCCCAUUUGCAGGACUGUAUCGCACAGAGCUCGGAAGAACUGCAACUUUCAGUAGCCCACAUCAAGCAAAUUAUUGGGAUUUUAAGGGACUUCAUACACUCUCCAGAGCAGAGAGUGAUGGCGUCUACCAUAUCCAAGUUGAAAAUGGAUUUGGAUUUUGACAGCACUUCCAUCAAUCAGAUUCAUCUGGUGCUGUUUGGAUUUCAGGAUGCGGUAAACAAAGUAUUAAGAAAUCACUUAAUAAGGCCCCACUGGAUGUUUGCAAUGGAUAACAUAAUUCGCCGUGCUGUCCAAGCAGCAGUCACUAUUCUUAUUCCAGAGCUUCGAGCUCACUUUGAGCCAGCGUUAGAAAUUGAAGGUGGGGACAAAGAUGGCAAUGAAGUGGAGGAUGGUCACCAGCCUACUGAACAAAAUGGGGCUGAGGAUCCCACUAUCACAUCGGGAGUUGGCACCCUUAGUUCUGAGGUGUCACAUGAAGCUCAGCAGCAACUGAGCCUGGAAUUGGGCAGACUUAAACAAGAGACCUCAAGGCUUUUGGAAAACCUUGUUCAGAAAGAGAAAGAGUAUCAGACCCUCUUACGACAAUCUUUGGAGCAAAGAACUCAGGAAUUACGCUUGUUUCAAUUAAAACUUAAACCUGAAGACACCCAAUGGUCUGCAGCAACCUUUAAAGCAAAUGCAGACCCUGAGCUCAUGAAUUGGCUGAAGCAACAAGGAGCAGACUCAGAUGCCAUUAAGAGGUUUGCUGAAGAAGAUUAUACACUAAGCACUGUGCUUAAUGAUAUCACUAAAGAUGAUUUGCGGUGUCUUCAACUGCGGGGUGGUCUUCUCUGCAGAAUUUGGAAUGCAAUAUUAAACCACCGCCAAACAUCUGGUAAGACCUCAGUGCAGCAGGUUAAUGCUUUGGAAGGAGAAUGUGUAAUGGGAAUAAACAAAUGA